GCCGCCACCGCCUAGUCUGUUCUGCGUUCACUGAAGUCUGGCCACCGCCGCGCUGUCGUCGCGGCCCCCACCCCCUCCCGUCCUCCGCCCGUCCGCACCGCCCCCCCAGAGCCCGCUGGCCGGGCCCGGAGCCGUGACAGAGUUCUCGCCAUGCCGGCCCGGCUGCUGCUACUGCUGCUGGCGUUUCUGCUGUCCGGCCCCAGGAUUUUUGCAAGGGCCAGCACAGUGACGCUUCCUGAAACCUUGCUGUUUGUCUCAACCCUGGAUGGAAGUUUGCAUGCUGUGAGCAAGAGGACAGGCUCCAUCAAAUGGACUUUAAAAGAAGAUCCAGUUCUGCAGGUUCCAACACAUGUUGAAGAGCCUGCCUUCCUCCCAGACCCCAAUGACGGCAGCCUGUACACACUUGGGGGCAAGAAUAAUGAAGGCCUGACGAAACUUCCCUUUACCAUCCCGGAGUUGGUACAGGCAUCCCCGUGCCGAAGUUCAGAUGGAAUUCUCUACAUGGGUAAAAAGCAGGACAUUUGGUAUGUCAUUGACCUUCUGACCGGAGAGAAGCAACAGACCUUGUCCUCGGCCUUUGCUGAUAGCCUCUGCCCGUCGACCUCUCUUCUGUACCUUGGGCGAACAGAAUACACCAUCACCAUGUAUGACACCAAGACCCGAGAGCUCCGGUGGAAUGCCACUUACUUCGACUACGCAGCCUCGCUGCCCGAGGACGACGUGGACUACAAGAUGUCCCACUUUGUAUCCAAUGGCGACGGGCUGGUGGUGACUGUGGACAGUGAAUCUGGUGACGUCCUGUGGAUCCAGAACUAUGCUUCCCCUGUGGUGGCCUUCUAUGUCUGGCAGCGGGAGGGUCUGAGGAAGGUGAUGCACAUCAACGUCGCGGUGGAGACCCUGCGCUAUCUGACCUUCAUGUCCGGGGAGGUGGGCCGCAUCACCAAGUGGAAGUACCCCUUCCCCAAGGAGACGGAGGCCAAGAGCAAGCUGACGCCCACCCUGUAUGUUGGGAAAUACUCUACUAGCCUCUAUGCCUCCCCCUCAAUGGUGCAUGAGGGUGUUGCCGUUGUGCCCCGAGGGAGCACUCUUCCUUUACUGGAGGGUCCCCAGACAGACGGUGUCACCAUUGGGGACAAAGGGGAGUGUGUGAUCACACCCAGCACAGACCUAAAGUUUAACCCUGGGCUCAAAGGAAAGAACAAGCUCAACUACUUGAGGAACUACUGGCUUCUGAUUGGGCACCAUGAAACCCCGUUGUCUGCGUCGACCAAGAUGCUGGAGAGAUUCCCCAACAAUCUGCCCAAACACAGGGAAAAUGUCAUUCCUGCUGACUCAGAGAAAAAGAGCUUUGAGGAAGUUAUCCACCUGGUUGAUCAGAAUUCAGGGAAUGCGCCUACCACCAUCUCUCAGGAUGUGGAAGAAAAGUUUGCUCAUGCCCCCGCCAAGCCCGAGGCCCCCGUGGACUCCAUGCUCAAGGACAUAGCCACCAUCAUCCUGAGUACCUUCCUGCUCAUCGGCUGGGUGGCCUUCAUCAUCACCUACCCCCUGAGCAUGCAUCAGCAGCAGCAGCUCCAGCACCGGCAGUUCCAGAAGGAACUGGAGAAAAUCCAGCUCCUGCAGCAGCAGCAGCUGCCCUUCCACACACCUGCGGACGUGGCUCAGGACGCCGAGCUCCUGGACUCGUCUGGCCUGUACUCGGAGAGCUCGGGCGCCAGCAGCCCCAGCACGUCCCCCAGAGCCUCCAACCACUCGCUCUACUCCAGCGGCUCUGCCUCCAGGACUGGCGCCAGCCCCUCCCCAGAGCAGGAUGACGAGGACGAGGAAACCAGCAUGGUGAUGGUUGGGAAAAUCUCAUUCUGUCCCAAGGACGUCCUAGGCCACGGAGCCGAAGGCACCAUUGUGUACCGGGGCAUGUUCGACAACCGUGACGUGGCAGUCAAGAGGAUCCUCCCCGAGUGCUUCAGUUUCGCCGACCGCGAGGUCCAGCUGCUGCGGGAAUCUGACGAGCACCCAAAUGUGAUCCGUUACUUCUGCACCGAGAGGGACCGGCAGUUCCAGUACAUUGCCAUUGAGCUAUGCGCAGCCACGCUGCAGGAGUACGUGGAGCAGAAGGACUUCGCCCACCUUGGCCUGGAGCCCAUCACCUUGCUGCAGCAGACCACCUCGGGCCUGGCCCACCUGCACUCCCUCAACAUUGUCCACAGAGACCUGAAGCCCCACAACAUCCUCCUCUCCAUGCCCAAUGCGCAUGGCAAGAUCAAGGCCAUGAUCUCCGACUUUGGCCUCUGCAAGAAGCUGGCAGUGGGCAGGCACAGCUUCAGCCGCCGUUCGGGGGUGCCUGGCACGGAAGGCUGGAUCGCUCCGGAGAUGCUGAGUGAGGACUGCAAGGAGAACCCCACCUACACAGUGGACAUCUUCUCUGCGGGCUGCGUCUUUUACUACGUGAUAUCUGAGGGCAGCCACCCUUUCGGCAAGUCCCUGCAGCGGCAGGCCAACAUCCUCCUGGGCGCCUACAGCCUCGACUGCUUACACCCUGAGAAGCACGAAGAUGUCAUUGCCCGGGAGUUAAUAGAGAAGAUGAUCGCAAUGGAUCCUCAGAAGCGCCCAUCAGCCAAGCAUGUGCUGAAACACCCCUUCUUCUGGAGCCUGGAGAAGCAGCUCCAAUUCUUUCAGGACGUGAGUGACCGAAUAGAAAAGGAAUCCCUGGAUGGCCCAAUCGUGAAGCAGCUGGAGAGAGGUGGGAGAGCGGUGGUGAAAUUGGACUGGCGGGAGAACAUCACCGUCCCCUUGCAGACAGACCUGCGUAAAUUCAGAAGCUAUAAAGGUGGCUCCGUCAGAGAUCUCCUCCGGGCCAUGAGAAAUAAGAAGCACCACUACCGGGAGCUCCCUGUGGAGGUGCGGGAGACCCUGGGCGCCCUCCCCGAAGACUUCGUGCGCUACUUCACGUCGCGCUUCCCCCAUCUUCUCUCCCACACCUACCGGGCCAUGGAGCUAUGCAGCCAAGAGAGGCUCUUCCAGCCCUACUACUUCUACCUGGCCCCGGAGCCUCAGCCCCCCAGGACUCCAGACACCCUCUGAGUCAAGGCGGCCUCCGCUCUGGUGGCCCCGCUGUGACUGAGGGCCUGACCCCACUUAGCAGGGAGACCAAGCUCCCAAGUCCAGUGCCUUGAGCUGCCUGCUCUGCAGCCAGCAGAGGAGGGUGCUGACCCCAGGAAGGGGGAGAGGUGACCUGCAGGAAGCUGGGGAGAUGGCGGCUGUGAAAGUUUUACCAUCAGGGCCCAUCCCAGAGGCAGCAGCAGGAGCACCUUCCACCUCCUCCUGGAUAUACUUGCUUCUACUUAGUUUCUUUUUAAACUUCCUGUUUGAUGUCAGCCUGUGGGCCUUUAAGGAAGAGAGAGAAACAAACAAACCCUAAGCUCCGCCUGUGUGCUGGGACCAGAAGCAUCUCCUCCACCAGCACUCUGGGGGGGCCCCAAGUGCAGCCUCUGCUAGAAACGGCUCGAGAGGUGAGCGGUGCCCCAGAGGAGGAGGAUGUUCAGAGGGCGUCAUCCUUGGGAACUGGAGAUCUCUGACCGCCGAUCACAAGUGCACGCAGAUAUCCCAGGUCGCUCUAACCAGUGUUUCCUGGGGGGGCAGCGAGAGCCUCGAGCGUGGGGACGCAGCAUCGGGCUGGGCCGGCAUCACACGCAGGAGAGUGAGGCCGUGUCUGCGGGUCUCGGGAGUGAAGAGGACGCUCUGUUCCGAGGCAGCUGCAGCCCAGUGUACCUGCGGCCUGAAUGGUGGCUUUUUGGUGGCUUUGUGCCCAGACCACUUAGGGAUGUUUAAGGGCAUUUAACAUCCCUAGAUCCCUUGCGGCAAGAAAUGAUAAUUCCCGGGCCAUCAAGGAACCCAGACAGGGUCAGGACUUCGGGACCGGAGGGGUGCGCAGGCCUAAUGGACCAUAUCCAUUUCUAACCACCCCAGCUUUCUCAAACUCACUUAUUCAACAGAUUGUGUCUGAGCACUUACCCUGUGAGCUGCACGGGUCCUGAGUGCUAGGGACACAAAGAUGGACAAGACAGGCAAACCCUGCUUCCAUAAGAGCCUCUAGUGAGAGACAACAAUAAAUGAACACCAGUGCUGUGAGGAACACCCAGGGGAUGGGGAAGGGCGUGCAUCUGGGGCGUGCGCCGCUCUAGUCACACCUGGCCACCCCGGGAGAGCCCUGGGCCAGAGGGUAGGUGAUAGGUCUCCUCUGUCCCUGGAGCCAGCAGGAUAGGCUGAGGGGUUAAGGAGCCAAGGCCAGGGUGUCUAUGUGCUGUGUGGGCAGGAUUUUAUAUUUCUCUUGGCAGAUUUUAAUAACUUUAUAUUUUGAUCAUACUGUAGAAUGCUACAUUAGCACAAGUACGCUGAACUUAACUUGAAGCUUACUCAUGAAGAAGAAAUGCAAUACAUCUAUUUUGUGUGGUACCUGAAACCCCAUCCACCCCCAGAAAGAGUGUUCGUGUUCAGAACAUCCUCUAAUUCUGAUGAAAAGUAAAAGCAUUAUAGCAACACUAUCCAUAUGUAUUAAACAACUUCAAAGUAAUAGUCCCUAAAUUAUGUCAAUACCAUGGUUUUUCCCCCCUAAAUUUAGUAUAGUUUUUAAUUUUAGUUUUAGUCAAGAAUUCCUGUCUUUUCUCUACCAAGAGAGCCUUAGCGGUUAUAUGCAAUCAGGGUACCACAUAAGGAAGUGCUUCUGUGUGCUGUCUCCAGCAGGGUGAGCGGCCCACUGCGGUUCGGUCCUGGUAAACUCGGCAUUACUGUCAAGUUGCGAACUGAUGGAGAAAUUGCUCUUCCUCUUUGUGAGAUAUCUGCUGGGGUGCGUGUAUGUGAAGGCCACUCAUCCUCGGCUCUCAUUCUGCCUUUGUGGGAUUCCUUUCCCUUCUUCUCAUAAUGCCUACAGUCACUAUUUCUCUUAAAUUAAUCAUAUCCUAUGUCCUUCAACCUCAUCAGUUACCUCAUUUAGACCUUGGACCCCUGGCGUCCUGGGGUGGCCUCAUGGUGCGCUGUACCAUGCCGUCCAUUUUUCAGGAAGAGCCAGAUGGGCUUCGCCUCCCCUCUGUGAUUGGCCUGUGGUGGCUACGUUCUGCGGGCCACUUUGCCACCGGGUCUGAGCGGGGACAGCCCAGGAGACAGGACAAGAAGGUGGCCACAAGUGCCUUCAUGGGAUGGUCAGCUUUUUGUGCUGCCAGGGCUUCUGCUGCUGUCUCACUGCCGAAUGUCUUUGGAGAGUAGCCAGGUCAUUCUAAGCUGUCCAGUACUCGUCAUCUCUCUGUUUUGGCCCAAUUUGCCUGCAACUUUUUAAAUUUAUUUUUUUAUUUUGAUUUUUUAGGGGACAACUUUUUUAAAAAAAUGCAUUUUCUGCUUACCAUAUCCAUUUCUAACCACCCAGCUUUCUCAAACUCACUUAUUCAACAGAUUGUGUCUGAGCACUUACCCUGUGAGCUGCGCGGUCCUGAGUGCUAGGGACACAAAGGUGGACAAGACAGGCAAACCCUGCUUCCAUAAGAGCCUCUAGUGAGAGACGACAAUAAAUGAACACCAGUGCUGUGAGGAACACCCAGGGGAUGGGGAAGGGCGUGCAUCUGGGGCGUGCGCCGCUCUAGUCAUAAAGCCGCCUGCAUCCAGGGACUCAUCAGGAUGGGUCAGGUUGCUUUCUGUCUUUUCUUCGUUACCUUUUGGACCCAGUCACUCAUCAGCCCUUCAGGUGAUUUGAAGAGGUCCUGGGUGGACUCUUGGAAACACCCUAAGCACCCUCUGGUGUACCCCGUUAUCCAGUCUCUAGUAUUUGGGUUUCCUGUCGUACAGCUGAGCUCUUCGACCUUUAAUAUGCUUCCCAGAAGGCUGAUGAACUUUUUAGAAGUUUGCAUUCUUUAUUUGCAUAACAGAAUUUGGUCACAUCUGUUUGGAGUCCCAAGGACAUUAUAAUUUAUUCAAAUCUUGUGUUGAAUCUGUCUUUGGCAUGCCUGCCAGAAUUUCUCUUGUUGCUUCUGGAGUCUUUUUAACUUCACUUUAUAAAGACCUCCGCAUGUCACUAGGUGUCAGAACAUUUGCACUCUUGGGAAUCACCGGUGUUACUCGACACAUCACUAAACCAUCUGGUUGCCAAGGUAGAACAUCCCGGGUGCAAAGGUGUCCUCCCCUCCCCCUAGUCUCAGUGCAAUAGUCAUCCUGGGUUUUCUCCAGUGAGACGUCACUUGACUCAUUACGUGCAUUAUAAUGAAAGAUCCACAGGCCUAGUGGGUCCAGCAAAGUAUUUUCUUCCCAUCAAGAAAGGUUCUAUCAGCAUUAACCCCGAUCCUUUUGAUAGGGUUUUGUGUGGGUGUGACUUAUUUACCUUUGCAAUUCUUUCCUGCUGUAGUAAAAGAGGCAUUGGGUGCUGAUCUGACCUCUCGCAGAGAGCCGGGGUGGGCCUUUGGGUUGUGGAGAUUUCUCCUCUUGGCUGCUGUCUUUUCAGAAGCUGGACUCUGGCCAGCUUUGGGCUUCCCAUGCCUGUUCCCAUUCCCUGGCUCUGUUGGAUCUGCAGCCUUGACUGAGGUCCUCGCAGAAGGUGCUGGCAAUAACUGGAAGAGAAAGCCCAGUGCCCCUCUGAAAAGCCCCUUUAAAUUCUCAAACUUUCUGUCUGCUUGUUUAGUUUCUGAAAUCCCUUUUCUUCCUAUUUCUCAGCAUCUCUCUCCCUGGGCCAUUCCGUCGCCACCCUGGAUUGUCCUUUGGAUGAGUGGGACCUGGCAUCGGCCCUCCCUGGAAGGAAGUCACUGCGUAUCCCAUAUAGAUGAGCCAAAUUCCUGCCUUCCAGGGUUGGACCAUUAUCUUUUAAACCAAAGUGUCUACUCUUCUGUACUUUCUUUAUGAAACAGUGAUUUCCCAUGCGUAACUGGUUCUGACUUUUGUAGCAGCACUUAAAUCUCUUCUGUGUUCCUUGGAAAACCACAAAGAACCAUCUGCAGUGAGCCUCCCACUGGAGUGGCCUUAACCAAUGAUUCCGGCCCAAGUCCCCCCUCUGCCUCCCCCACCCCAUGCUCUCCCUGUGUUUGGUGGGUGCAGUGUUCCUUUCCACAUAUCCCAAAAGCUGUGACGGGGGUGUCCCCACUUACCUAGCAUUACCAGUCAACUCUGCAGCAUUUUCACAUGCAAACCUUAUGUAGUGUUCUUUUUGCAAUUCCCUAUUUAUUUAACCUAUUUAUAUUUAUUUAAUUUUUACUCUGAAGUAUAUCCAGUUACAAUUGCACUUGCUUAAAGCACAUAAGAUUUGUUUUGGACAACACCCCUGACCGUUUUAAAACUGGAAAAGGAAAAGUUAUACUGCAUCCUUCCACAGGAUGGACGCCUUACUGUAGUUUUGUUAGUAAACGGUGAAUAAUUUGGUCGUGGCAAAAAUGUUAAUUUUUAAGUGAUUUAAAAAAAAAAAUUCUGUGCCAUUGUGUCUUCUGUGUCUGGUUAAUUGUUAAAUGUGUGUUAAUUGUGUGAUGCAAUCCUCUUUGUGGAGCCUAAAAUCCUCCUUUUUAGCUUUAUAUUUUAUGAAACUGCCAGAUUGUACAAUUUUUAUGUGUAUUUUUAAAGCUUGAUGAUGUGAGGGUAAUUAUAUAAGUUAAAUGGCCUAUUUUUGUACCUCCUGUACAGUUUUAUAAUUCUGCUGAUUGAUGAUGGCGUCUUAUGUUGAGCCAACCACAAAUAA
Pteronotus mesoamericanus is the source of this 7696-nucleotide messenger RNA. It is a transcript of the gene ERN1, whose product is annotated as endoplasmic reticulum to nucleus signaling 1. NCBI's taxonomy places the organism in Eukaryota, Metazoa, Chordata, Mammalia, Chiroptera, Mormoopidae. Gene Ontology annotation, molecular function: protein serine/threonine kinase activity; RNA endonuclease activity; ATP binding. The coding region runs from base 151 to 3078 and encodes 975 amino acids. The record is from RefSeq and is a predicted model, not a curated record. Gene Ontology annotation, biological process: IRE1-mediated unfolded protein response; protein phosphorylation; mRNA processing. The transcript has 22 exons. Gene Ontology annotation, cellular component: IRE1-TRAF2-ASK1 complex.